GACACUGACAGAAAUGCGGUUUAGCUGCUCAUUAAUGAACAUUUUGCUGCUUUAAAACACCAGAUCAAUGAUGCUAACCUAUUAAGGGCAGAGAAAUAAUCCUCAUCACAGCCAGAAGAGGGGAGCAGGUGCUACCUUCAAGAAACUGCUAACCAUCCAGAAAUCAAGUCAGACGGUUGGUUUCCUGAAUCUGAUCCUCGUGACGCUGACAAGACACCCGAGCUACCUGUGCAUCUAAGCAGUGGAUUCCCCCACUUACCAGUCUGCCCUCCAACGCCGCCUCUCCAGCCGUCCUCUUCCUCCCAUCAAGCCCUGGACACCCCCAGACGCCUUUCCCCCUGGUCCGGACCCUCUCCAAACCACAAUCAUCAGCCAUGGUGCAAAUAGGACUCCACCUCCUGCCACUGGUCCUUUGGCUUGGCACAGAGGAAAAGCUCCAAGUUCAAGGCCACAAAACAAAACCAGCUCAAGCACCUUUGAUCCCUCAUCUGCCUUUUGUUGUAGUCUGGAAUGCCCCUACCGAGUCAUGUCGCCUUCGAUUUAAGGUGGAUCUAGACCUCAGCAUUUUUGACAUUGUAGCAAACCUUAAUGAAACACUAAGCGGACCGAAUGUCACAAUAUUCUACCAUGGUCAUCUGGGAUACUACCCAUACUUCUCCAGCUCAGGUGUUGCUAUCAAUGGUGGCCUGCCACAGAACCAGAGCAUUUCCAAACAUCUGAACAAGGCCCGAGUGGACAUCGACAAGCUAAUACCACACAAGGAUUUUCGAGGCCUAGGUGUCAUUGACUGGGAGAACUGGAGACCUCAGUGGGUACGAAAUUGGGGUUCCAAAGACAUCUACCGUAAAAAGUCCAAGGAACAGAUCCACAAGCUCCACCCACACUGGCCAGAAAGCAAAGUUGAAAAAGAAGCAAAGGAUCGUUUUGAAAAGUCAGGGCAAGCUUUCAUGAAUCUCACUUUGGCACUGGCUGAAGCGCGGAGACCAGACGGUUUGUGGGGGUUCUAUCUUUUUCCAGACUGUUACAACUAUGGCUACAAACAACACCCACAAUGCUAUACUGGUGAAUGUCCCAAUGUUGAACAUGUACGCAAUGACCAUUUAAUGUGGCUCUGGAAAAAAAGCACAGCCCUCUACCCAUCCAUCUACCUGGACUUUGAGCUGAAAUCUUCCUCAAACACCAUUAAGUUUGUUCACUAUCGAGUGAAAGAAGCCAUGAGGAUUGCAACCAUUGCACGUACAGACUACACAUUGCCUGUCUUUGUCUACUCCAGACCUUUUUAUGCCUACACCUUUGUUGUGCUUUCAGAGAGUGACUUAGUUCAUACUAUCGGGGAGAGUGCUGCUUUGGGAGCAUCAGGUGUUGUCCUUUGGGGAUCAUCAGAGUAUGCUCAGUCAAAGAGAAACUGCCUUACUGUAAAGAAGUACAUUGAUGGACCAUUAGGACAUUAUGUCAUUAAUGUCACUGCAGCMGCUAAAUUAUGCAGCAAAGCACUAUGCAAAAAGAAUGGAAGAUGUGUCCGCAAGAGCCUGGACUCGCGUUACUAUCUCCACCUCAACCCACGUUACUUUCACAUCCACCAUAACCCAGCCCCUGGUCACCCUCGCUUUGAGGUAAGGGGUCACCUCAACAGCCAUGACAUCCUGGACAUGAGGCACAAGUUCACCUGCCAGUGCUACCAGGGCUGGACUGGUGUUUACUGUGAGAUCCCACAGACACAGCCACCACAUCUAUCCCCUCCUGUCCCUUGGGGCAAAAGCCUGGUGGCAUAUAUUAUGCUCCCCCUUUCUGUCCACUUCCCUUGUCUGUGCAUUAUCAUGUUCUUGGGACUCUGUCUGGUCAUUCUGUAGACAUAAAAAAUAUCAUAACUCCAUGGUAUUUUCAGUGUUCAGUUUAAACUAAUUAAGCUUGAGAGCAGCCCUCAGCAACCCUGGACACAUUAACAGUCCAAUGACAAUAAUUCCAGAUUUGAUUUUUGAAUUGUAUGUCUGUUCCUAUCAUUGUACUGCUGCUGAUUACAAGGUUUCAAUGCGUUGAUUGGUUUUUGGAUAUGGACAAUUCCAAGUGAGGACAAUUCCAAGGGCCCUGGACAGACAGGGGUCCCCACAAAAGAGGUUUUUUUGUUCACAGAAAUAGAAAAAAAUUAAGACCCUGUCAAUUACAAAAUUCAUCAUGUUCCGUUUUAAAAAAUUGUUUUUAGCAGUAAAAAUUACAUGUUACCCCUCCUAGACUAAAAAGCAUACAUUUAUAUUUGCACUGAAUUUUUUCCUGGAUCUGCAUGCAAUAGUUUGUUCCUGCUUGGAGCGCUUGAAGGUGACAGUGGUCAGCAGCUUGAGGUACCUAAAUGCGGGCAGGGAACCAAUCAUGGUGGGCCCGCAGCCUCAAAGAGUGAACCCACAAAAUCUAACCUCUAUAUCUUUAACCCAUGUCCCGUAAAAAAGGUGAGCAACACUGUGUUCAAUGACAAG
Molecule: messenger RNA, 2468 nt
Organism: Poecilia reticulata (guppy)
Lineage: Eukaryota; Metazoa; Chordata; Actinopteri; Cyprinodontiformes; Poeciliidae
Gene: hyal6
Product: hyaluronoglucosaminidase 6
Biological process (GO): carbohydrate metabolic process; hyaluronan catabolic process
Cellular component (GO): cytoplasmic vesicle
Molecular function (GO): hyalurononglucosaminidase activity
Source: RefSeq, a predicted model, not a curated record